Erythranthe guttata (spotted monkey flower) is the source of this 1471-nucleotide messenger RNA. Its product is annotated as translocation protein SEC62. Gene Ontology annotation, biological process: post-translational protein targeting to membrane, translocation. Lineage: Eukaryota; Viridiplantae; Streptophyta; Magnoliopsida; Lamiales; Phrymaceae. Gene Ontology annotation, cellular component: endoplasmic reticulum; endoplasmic reticulum membrane. The record is from RefSeq and is a predicted model, not a curated record.
AGUAAUUAAUAAAGUUGGGCUGAUCUACUAAUGGGCUGUCUUCCGUUGACUGGGCCGAAGACCAAAGAAGUCCAUUUUGCACCAGUUACUAAAUGGGAAAACGAAUUUAAUUCACUUUCCUUUUAAUUGCAGUAAAUAAAUAUAAAUGCAAAAAAGAAAAAAACACUGUAAGAAAAAAGGAAAAUCCAAAGACAGCGAGAGAUGAAGAAAACAGGCGGAGGCGGCGGAGCAGCCGGAGAUAAAAAGAGGAGCCGGCGUUCGUAUGCCGACUCCGCCACCGACACUCCUCCAAAGAAACAGGCUGUGAAGAAGGACGUUUUUCAAAUAUUCGCCGAGAAAGUAAGGGAUCACAAGGACCUGGAAUCUAGGUGGGCUGUCUUACAGGAGACGAGAGUUGAAUAUUUUAGAGGAAAAGAUUUCGUUAGUUUUCUGAAGAAUCACCCAGAACUCAAAGACCUUCUCGAAUCAGACAAGAACUUAGAAGUUGAAGAUAUCGCAGACAUUCUUCUGAGAAAGAAUCUUGUAGUUCGAUGUGACCGUGUUGUCAAAACUGUUCGUCCUGGAAAGAGAAAACUAUCUACAUGGCCUGCCCAUCUCGAGAUAUUUCCAGACCAAGCGUUUUCGGAUAACGAUGCAUUUUUCGCGUGGACUUUUGUGAACAGAAGACCAUUGUGGCAAACGCUACUCUCGUUUUGCUGGCCUGUUUUAACCCUAGCAAUCUGCUUGUUUCCUGUGUAUCCACACCAAGUCAAGCUAUUCAUACUCUACUUCUGUGCCGGUGUAUUGCUUCUUAUACUCUGCCUCCUUUCGAUGAGAGCCCUCGUAUUUGGAUUUCUAUGGGUCGCUCUGGGGAAACGGGUCUGGUUCUUCCCUAAUAUUCUUGCAGAGGAAGCUACACUUAAGGAAUUAUUCCAGUUUUGGCCCCAAAAAGAUGAGGCCGAUCGCCCAAAAUGGACAGCUAGGCUAUUUUAUGCUACAGUGGCUGUACUCGUAAUUAUGCUAUUGAGGCACCACGCUCCUGAUGAAGCAGCUAGAGCCAGGUACCAUAAGAGGGUGUCCAACAUAAUAGAUGAUGUUCUAGAAUGGUCUCCUAGGCUUGCCUUGUCAGGCAUGAUGGACAAACAAACCGUAGUUAAUGCCACCGAUUCCCAUAACAAUGUUACGGAUGGUGGGCCCGAGACUACGGCCCGGCCCGAAGAUGAUACAGAAGGAGAAACAACAUAUGACCAAUUCGAGGAAGAAGAAAUCAUAAACGCAGGAGACUCUAAAGACCGUUAUUAUUGAACAUCACAAUGAAAUAUGCUACAAUAGGGAUGAAAUCUCGAACUACAGUCUUACUUUUAUGUGUUUUCUUUUGGUUUUCGUUUUACUUUUGUGAUAACAUUUUCUUCAUUAUCAAUCAUCGUAUGUCGUGACUGUAGAAUCUUGUAACGAUAUUAUAAAUAUCUCGAUAUUUAACCCAGAAUUGCUC